Paramecium octaurelia is the source of this 1968-nucleotide messenger RNA. The record is from the annotation of a GenBank genome assembly. NCBI's taxonomy places the organism in Eukaryota, Ciliophora, Oligohymenophorea, Peniculida, Parameciidae.
AUGCAAAGGAGUCCAUCAUCAUAAUUGUCAAUUAAUUAACUAACAAAUUCUUUAUUAGAAUGCAUUUUAAAGGAAUAACAUGGAAGCAUUAAAUUUGAUAUAAUAAAAAAAUUUUAAGAAAACAUCAAUAAUAGCGAAAUUCAUUAAAUUAUUUUUUAGCUCUGGUAAUUUUUAUUCUAAGAUUAUAGUUAUAUUUUCUAUGUAACAGGUAACAAUUAUCUCGAGGAAUUUUUGAAAAAGUAUGGCUUGAUGAAUUCUUCAAAUUAUUAUAGAUUAGAAUGGACUUUAAAAGCAUUGAGUGAAGAUUCCAAAUGUUUUCCCAUUCCUGAAUAUUUCGCUAAAUUCUUAACAGUAAUCUAUGUAAUAAUUUUAGCUUAUGAAACAUGAAUAUGUAAACAAGGGAUUAACUAAUACUAACAGCAGAGAAGAUUAUUUUUAGGAUAGUAAUUGAUUUAUUUUACGCAUAUAGUGUAUUUGAUCAAAGAAGCCAGAGCAAAUUAUCAAGACAGAUAAGAUUAAUUAAUUUUUAAUUUAAUCGAAUAGAGUCUGAGACUGAAAAGCAUUGAAAUUGAGGAAAGAAAAGAGUAGAUGAUAGCUUUUUUAAAAAAGAUUAAUCAAAAUAUAAAUUAUUUGUGGCAAAUAACUUCAUAAGGUGGCAUAACAAUACCAUUUAAUCAUGGAUAAAUAGAUUCUUAUUUAGUAGUCCAUAUUCUUGAUGAUGAAUUUACUUGUUUCAAUACUGCAAAGAGAGUUCCUUACAAAAUAAUCGUAGAAACUAUUGAGUAUUUAUAAAUGAAUAAACCUAGUCCAUCUGAAUUAGAACUCAUGAAGAAGGCUGUAGAAAUCUAUCAAAGUAGUAGUGAUAUUUAAGAAUUAAAUCCCUUUUAUGAUAUUGAGAAGGAAAUGAAAAGCAUAGCAUAAUUGAAGAUACUCUAGCAAUAUGACAUUGAUGAAUUAAAAAAGUAAUGUAUCAGGAUAUAAGAGAUUGGCAUUAAAAAAAGUAGAAUUUCAUUUAAAUCCUGAGAACUAGAAAGUAAGGAGGAAGCCAAGAGACAAAGACAUUUAUGCAUCUUCAACUAACUGUUCUUCAAUUUGGGGUGAAGAUUGGAACAAAACUUAGUCUAGAAUUCGUAAGUCAUCUUAAUUUGGACACCUUAAAACCUAUUAAAUACGACAGAUAAUAGUUAAAGGAGGUGAUGAUUUAAGAAAUGAAUUAUUAAUCAUGCAGAUGAUAAAGAAGAUAAAGGAGAUAUUUGAGAAACACAAACUAGACAUCUUUUUGAGACCUUAUGACAUUAUUUUAACUUCACCAAACAGUGGAAUAUUAGAGUUCAUUCCUAAUACUGUUUCAAUAGAUAAAAUUAAGAGAGACUAUUAAGGUUACACCUUGAAACAGCUUUAUGAGAAUUUCUUUGAUUCCUUUAGUGAGGCUUAGACUAACUUCUUAUAAAGUCUGGCAGGUUAUUCAUUAAUAUGCUACCUCUUCCAAUUGAAGGAUAGACACAAUGGAAAUAUAUUGAUAGAUAAUUAAGGACACAUCAUUCAUAUUGACUUUGGGUUCGUAUUAACUCUAACUCCAGGUAAUUUGGGAUUUGAAACUGCACCUUUUAAGCUAAUUGAAGAAUAUGAAGAACUUCUAGACGGGAAAGGCAGCUAUUUCCAUAAUUACUUCUAAACCUUAAUAUUUAAAGGUAUGAUAUUAUUAAAUCUUGAGGUCUGAUGGCAUUGUAAUAAGAAAUUGAUGAAAUUAUGAACUUCAUUAAGAUUAUGAACUUCAGUCCAAAACAUAAUCUAUUGGUGAGUUUAGAGAAAUUUAAAAUUGAAGACUUUCGCAAGAGGUUUAUGGAGAAGUGCUCUCCAGAUUAAUUAUAUGAGAAUGUACAAAAUAUUGUAAAAGAAUCCAGUAACUCAUGGACCACCACUCUGUAUGAUUAUUUUUAGUUUAAGACCAACUCUAUAUAUUAUUGA